AUGGCUCCCUCUGGAAGAACAAGAGCAAGCAGGCCUAAGACAGCAAGAAAGGCAAGAAGAACCAUUUUCAAGAAGCCAGUAGUUGUCAAGCCAAAGCAAAAGAUUCAAAAGACGCCUCCUCCUCCGAAUUCACCUUCCAAGUCCUCCUCCUUGAUCUCCGGUGGCCUUCCGCAGACCGAAAGCAUAGAUUUCGAGGCUGUUGUUCAUCAUGAUGUCUCUGCAACUUCUAGCCCUUGCUCCACACCAAAAGCUCAGAGAUAUCGGAUACCCCAGAUUGUGUCAUGUCCUCCAGCACCCAAGAAGCAAAGAGUGAAUUCAAAUUGCUUGUUUCGGAGAUCUCCAAUCGCCUUCUUCGCUCCACCGGAUUUGGAGCUCUUCUUCUACUUCGCAAAUCGCGGUAUUUCAGUUUAA
Rosa chinensis is the source of this 411-nucleotide messenger RNA. Its product is annotated as cyclin-dependent protein kinase inhibitor SMR9. The coding region runs from base 1 to 411 and encodes 136 amino acids. NCBI's taxonomy places the organism in Eukaryota, Viridiplantae, Streptophyta, Magnoliopsida, Rosales, Rosaceae. Gene Ontology annotation, biological process: regulation of DNA endoreduplication. The transcript has a single exon. The record is from RefSeq and is a predicted model, not a curated record.